UCCUUUCGUUUUCUCUACAACUCAAGAGUAAAAACCUACACUUCACUGCAUCAGUUUCAGAUUGCCCGCCCAAACACAUCCUUAACUCAAAUUUCAAAUCCACGGGGUUUUGGUUCUUUCUCUCUCACACUUCUACUGUCUAAUCCUUAUAUACCCCGACAACCUCAAGGAUCUCUCAGAUUGGUCGUAGACACAAGCAGAACCCCCCACACAAGCCCUAGAAACCUCAUCACCUCAUCGGAGUUCUCGAUCCAAUGGCCAACUCUGACUCCUCACCUGCUCCGGCUCAAGCCGAGCCACUCUCCUUAAAGAAGGAGAACAUUACUCCGAUCGGCUCAAAGAUCGCGGAAUUGAAUGAAUCGAGGGCUGAGCUGCUUAAUAGAAUUCAAGGGUUGAAACAUGAUUUGCAAAAUUGGAGAUCAAAGUUAGACACUCAAGUUAAGGUCUAUCGCGAUGAGCUUUCAGAUCUCAAGAAAUCAUUGAAUGUCGAAGUGGAUCAACUUCGAUCAGAAUUUCAAGAACUGAGGACCACUCUCCAGCAGCAACAAGAGGAUGUCACUUCUAGCCUAAGAAACUUGGGGCUGCAGGAUCUCUCAAGUGAUGCUAUAGACGCCCAGGCUCAGGAUCCUAAGGUUGAAGGGAAUGACAAGGAAGGACAAGUUUUGCCUAAGGAGGAUAAUAAUGAUAAAGAAAGUGAAAACUAGAUGGGUUUGCACUGAAGUGUGCAUGACUUAUAGGUUAUGCCCCAAAAGGAGAUGAGCAGAGCAUUUUUCCAUGAAUGUGUACCACUGGUGCUUUAUCUUGUUUUUAACUUAAGUUUACAACAACGAACUCUUUUCUCAAUCAAUUAUUGUGGAAUCUUGCCUACUUGUAGAAUUUGGAAUGCCGUUCUAUGU
This is a messenger RNA of Alnus glutinosa, 896 nucleotides long. RefSeq lists its product as uncharacterized. The record is from RefSeq and is a predicted model, not a curated record. The transcript has 7 exons. NCBI's taxonomy places the organism in Eukaryota, Viridiplantae, Streptophyta, Magnoliopsida, Fagales, Betulaceae. Bases 255 to 704 code for a protein of 149 amino acids.